This is a messenger RNA of Lutzomyia longipalpis, 2256 nucleotides long. Its product is annotated as glycerol kinase. The transcript has 3 exons. The coding region runs from base 133 to 1929 and encodes 598 amino acids. The record is from RefSeq and is a predicted model, not a curated record. Gene Ontology annotation, molecular function: glycerol kinase activity. Gene Ontology annotation, cellular component: mitochondrion. Lineage: Eukaryota; Metazoa; Arthropoda; Insecta; Diptera; Psychodidae. Gene Ontology annotation, biological process: glycerol metabolic process; triglyceride metabolic process; glycerol-3-phosphate biosynthetic process.
UUCGCAGACCGGCGCGCUGUAACCGUCAUAAUUCAAAACUUAUUUUUCUCAGUGUAUUUUUUAGUUUUCUUUGAGUAGCAAAAAUGGAUUUUUUGGAGGAUUUUCUAUUAGGAUAAUUUUUGCACGGAUGCAAUGUCCAAGUUUGGAAGAUUUGGACCUCUCCUGGGCACCAUCUACGUGGGGAAUACACUGAGUAAAUUCCUGAUCUACGCUGCCAGGAAUGCAGAGAUUCUCACAUGCCAUGAAGUGGCCCUGAAGCAAAUCAGCCCCAAGCCGGGAUGGAUUGAAUAUGAUCCCGUGGAUGUUUGGAAGUCCGUAAUUGAGUGCAUUGAGGUUGCCAUUAGGAAUCUCGUGCUUCUGGACAUAAAUCCACAGGAUAUCAUUGCUGUGGGGCUCACAAAUCAACGGGAGACUGUUGUGGUGUGGUCUGUGGACACGGGGGAAGUCUUGCACAAUGCCAUUGCAUGGAAUGACAUCCGAAGCAUUGAGACGGUGCAGCAACUCACGCGGAAAGGGAAGAAUCGUCCGGAUUACCUCAAGGAAGUUUGUGGUUUGGUUCUCAGUACAAAUUUCAGUGCUGUGAAGAUUCGCUGGCUUAUGGACAAUGUCCCCGGGGUGAAGGAAGCCAUUGAUGGGGUGCAGUGUCACGUUGGGACGCUAGAUUCGUGGAUUAUGUGGAAUCUCACGGGUGGGAUUGAAUGUGGGGUCCACAUGACGGAUGUCACGAAUGCCUCGAGGACAAUGUUGAUGAAUUUACAAACGAGGAAAUGGGAUAAAUCCCUCUGUGCAUUUUUUCAGAUAAAUCCCCAUGUUCUGCCCCAAAUUCGUUCCUGUUCUGAGACUUAUGGCUUCAUCCAUCGUGGCCCACUGCAGGGAAUCCCAAUUGCUGGAUGUAUUGGUGAUCAGCAGGCAGCACUUCUGGGGCAGAUUUGCUUCCGUGCUGGACAGGCUCAGUGCACCUACGAUGAGGGAUGUUUUCUCCUUGUCAACACAGGGCAGGAGAUAAUUGACUCAGAUUGUGGGCUUUUGAGUACAGUGGCAUUCCAAUUGGGUCCCAAAGCGGCACCCUUUUACGCCCUAGAGGGCGCUGUGGCGAAUUCCGGAUCGGCUGUAACGUGGCUCCGGGAGAAUUUACUCCUUGAAACGGAGAUUAAUCAAAAUUCCCACAAUCUCGCAAAUUCAAUGAGUGACUCCACAUUCUUCUCCCCAAUCCAGUCAAUAUCGCCUUUUGGCACUACGCCCCUUGUCACUGCCGCCACAUCAACACCCCCGAAUUCCCUACUACCCCUCGAAGGUGUCACCCCUCCUACGUCCGAGGUGAUCUUCAUUCCGGCAUUUAGUGGAAUGUACACCCCGUACUGGCAGUACAGAGCUCGUGGGAUGCUCAUGGGGCUCACGAGUCACACAACAAGUCGGCAUGUUGUGCACGCAGCCUACGAGGCGACGUGCUUCCAGACGCGGCAAAUACUCGAAGCACUUCAGCGUGAUUGCCACACGUGGCGCCCCCUGGGGAAGCUCAUAGUAGGCGGGGAACUAAUGGAAACCCCCUUCCUGCCCCAAAUGCUAGCUGACUACUGCAACAUAACCAUUGAGCGCCCACAGAUCUCCUCUCCAGCCACCCUUGGAGCCAUGCUGGCCACUGGAUUGGCAAUGGAUGUGGUGACACUGGAGAACACCCAAGCAGUCCUAGCGCCCCCUGCAGACGUCCAUCAGCCUGUCAUGUGUCAGACGGUGGCAGAUGCAAAGUACAAGCGCUGGAAGAAGGCUGUCCGGAUGUGCCUACGGAGCACGCCAAUGGAUGAAGAUAGUGAGGAUGAGGAGCAAAUAGCUGAUCCACAGCGUAGCGUAAAGAAUUCCAUUCCGGGCUCUCUUUUCAUCGUCACAUCCUUUGCACUCAUUAUUGUGGCAGAAAUGUUGAGGAUACUCUAAAGCAGGACAGCUGGGCUAACUUGUCUCUCUAGUCAAUCCCUCAAUUAAGUCUUUUGGGCAUUUUAUUAUUAACAAAAAGAAAACUUUGGAGUAGCUUUAAUAUUAGUCAGAACACGAGUCAGGAUGCAAUGGGAGGAGUAAAGUUAUUAAUCCCUCAAUAGGCUUAAGAGGUUCAAGUCUAAAGUCUCUCGGGGGUAUUAGUUAAGCAAUAAUAACGGAUUAAGGAUUAAUUUGUGACUAAAUAAUGUGGACUUGCAUGGAUAUUCCAGUGUUGUAAUGUAAUAUUUAUUUCGGUGAUCAAUAUAAAUACCAAAUAUUUCAAUCUAA